CCUGGUGUUUUCAGAGCCCACGUCAUCCGAGCUGCAGUGCCCUCUAGCGCAACCGGAGCCUGGCAGAGCGCAGGCCCGCAGGCGUGCCUGCUGGGGGAGAGGCGCAGCAGAGUCCAGGGAGUCCAAGGCAGCGGCACGAAGUCCAUCACGCUUGCCUCGGACUUCCGCCAGUUCCCCGGCGGUUUGGUCAACCGUGCAGGUGGGGGAGCAGAGCACCAGACGGCGGAGCCGGUCCGCGAUGGCGGCACCCGACGCGCUGCUGCUGAUGGGCGUGAGCGGCUCGGGGAAAUCCACCGUGGGCACCAUGCUGGCCUCCAAGCUGGGGUGGAAAUUUUAUGAUGCAGAUGACUACCACUCACAGGAAAAUCGAAUGAAGAUGGGAAAAGGGAUACCACUAACUGACCAGGACAGAUUUCCAUGGCUCUGCAGCUUACAUGACAUUUUACUAAGAGAGGUAGCCUCUGGACAGCGUAUCAUUCUAGCCUGUUCAGCACUGAAAAAAAUGUACAGAGACAUCUUAAUACGAGGAAAUACUAAUCAACCUCUGAAAUGUGGGGCACCGGGAGUGGAAGAAAAGCCGGCUGAGAUACAGCUCAUGGUUGUCCACCUGAGUGGGUCAUUUGAAAUCAUCUCCGGACGCUUACUGCAAAGAAAAGGGCACUUUAUGCCCCCUGAGCUGUUGCAGUCCCAGCUUAAUACCCUGGAGCCUCCAUCAGCUCCAGAAAAUUUCAUCCAAAUCAGUGUGGACAGAAAUCUUACAGAGAUUGUUGCAACAAUUAUGGAAGUUCUAAAAAUGAAAUAAUAUUUUCACACCUGUGGUUUCUGAUCAAUCAAUCUGUCACCAUCCCAAACUUUGCUCCUGUAUCCAGCCUGGGAUGUAUUAUAAAUUUUUAAUUUAGGCCAAACCAUAAUGUACUGAGAUAUUUAUUUGAUAUUGGUAGGGACUUGUCAUGUGCUGUACCAUAUGCUGGAGAAAGGAAAGGAACUUUGAAAGUUAAGCUCAAAUUAAAGUUCAAAUUCAUGGG
Molecule: messenger RNA, 1025 nt
Organism: Jaculus jaculus (lesser Egyptian jerboa)
Lineage: Eukaryota; Metazoa; Chordata; Mammalia; Rodentia; Dipodidae
Gene: Idnk
Product: IDNK gluconokinase
Exons: 5
Coding region: 239-802 (187 amino acids)
Cellular component (GO): cytoplasm
Molecular function (GO): gluconokinase activity
Source: RefSeq, a predicted model, not a curated record